Messenger RNA from Gasterosteus aculeatus aculeatus (three-spined stickleback), 5839 nucleotides. NCBI's taxonomy places the organism in Eukaryota, Metazoa, Chordata, Actinopteri, Perciformes, Gasterosteidae. The record is from RefSeq and is a predicted model, not a curated record.
AUCGUCCUUCUCCUCGUCUCAUCCCCCAAAAAACAGUGGCAGUCACUCUUGACUGGUUGUUUUCCACUGAUACGGAGGCCGGAGAUUAGCCUGAAUCUUGUCGGAGGUCAACCCUGUCUGGGAUUGACCGGAGCGGUUCAGAAAUUGGGAAUUUUGGGGGGCAGCACUGAGGCAAAUAUUCAGCUGUUGAGCAGACCCAUGCGAUGAGAGAUGGGAUUCUCGGUUACUCUUGUAACUAUGUGCCCUCUCAGGUGGAUCCUUGUCCUGGUCCUCUUUGUGCAGCAGCUCAAUGCAGGGGGCAUCGAAGGCCCAUGUCAGGGCAGAAACUGCUCAGUUUGUCAGUGUCUUCCUGCUAAAGGUGCACGGGGAGGUCCAGGGAAGCCUGGCCAACCAAGCCCCCGAGGACCAGUGGGUCCAAGGGGAUUUGAAGGGUCACUUGGAGAGAAGGGCAGAAGAGGAGCAGAAGGAUCGCAUGGCCCAGAGGGGCCCAAAGGAGACCCCGGCAGGAAUGGUGUUCCUGGUUUUCCUGGUCAUGAUGGCUUACAAGGCCACCCUGGAGCAGGCGGUGAGCCCGGUGUGCCAGGGCUGGAUGGCUGUAAUGGGACCAGGGGUCGGCCAGGAGUUUGGGGUUUUCCUGGUUUGGAUGGUCUCCAUGGACCGCCGGGAUCACAAGGACCUAAAGGAAUUAAAGGAGAGCCCAUGUACGGGGUUACCCUUCCAGGGCUUCCGGGGAAUCGUGGACAAGUUGGACAACCUGGUUCACCUGGUAGACAAGGAGUAACUGGGCUAAAAGGUGACAUAGGCCUUCCUGGCCUUCUGGGACCUGAGGGAUUGGAAGGACCUAAAGGUGUGAGAGGAGAACCAGGGGACCCGGGAGGAUCACUAGCAGGAACCAAAGGUGACGAUGGUGACCAAGGCCCACCUGGCCCACAAGGACUGGAAGAAGUCAAAGAAUUCCCUCCAGACUUUCUUCCACCCAAAGGCCACAAGGGAGACCGAGGUGUUCCUGGACCAUGUGGACCGAAGGGUGUAAGCGGUGGUAGAGGAGACAUGUACAUCCAAGCAACAAAAGGAGAGCAAGGAAUAGUUGGUUUUCCUGGAGUCGAGGGUCUUCAAGGAUAUCCUGGUAAAGAUGGACCUCCAGGACCUGAGGGUUUGCAUGGAGGGAAAGGAUUUCCAGGUCUCAUUGGAAGAAACGGACCAAAGGGUUACCCAGGAGAUCCAGGUCCCGCUGGUCCUCUCAACACUAGAAGUUACGUUAGAGGUGUUCAAGGUGACCGAGGGUAUCCUGGAACUCCUGGACCUCAAGGUGACUCUGGGUACAUGGGCAUGCAUGGUCCUCCUGGCCCACCAGGGUUAACAAUACCAGGAGAGCCUGGUCGGCCUGGUCCACGAGGGCCCCUUGGUCUGAAGGGAUUCAAAGGAGAGAAAGGGAGGUAUAACAACUUUGAAGAUCUGUUUCCGGGAGUAAAGGGACCUAAAGGACACCUCGGACCUAAAGGUGUCACUGGUCUCCCAGGUCCUCCAGGAUGUGGAGAUUACUACUGUGAGCCUGGAAACCCAGGAGACCCUGGUGAUGUGGGACCCAAAGGAUCUCCUGGAAACCAAGGGGUCAUGGGAAUUAAAGGUUGUCCAGGGGAAUGUAAUUGUAGGUCUGCUGGUGGAAGCGAAGGCCCCCCUGGUCCUACUGGUUAUCCAGGACAUCCAGGGUUACCUGGAACUCAAGGACAUAAAGGGGACCCAGGGCUCAAAGGAUUAGAUGGUCCAAAAGGACCACAUGGUUUUCAAGGAAUUCCUGGAAGUAAAGGACAAAAGGGUCAAAAGGGUGAAUCCUUCUCGGUAGAUGCUCCGGGUGCUAAAGGUAACAAGGGAGUGCCUGGACGUCCUGGUCCUCCUGGAGAAGCGGGUAGACCAGGACGUGAUGGCUCCUCUGGACCUGUGGGGGAACAUGGACCUCCAGGUGCUGGAUAUGUAGGAUUACCUGGUCCCAAAGGUUAUCCUGGUGUUGCUGGACCAAAAGGGUCUCAAGGCCUUAUCGGCCCCCCAGGUCCUGGUGUUCAAGGUCUGAAGGGUCAGUCUGGACCCAAAGGUUAUCAGGGACUUCCUGGCCCCUCAGGCGUUCCUGGUCGAACAGGCCCUCCAGGUGAAACUGGGGAAUGCUGUCAUGAUGAUGAGAAUGGAUCACCUGGUCCGAAGGGAGAGCCAGGCUUACCGGGGUUUCCAGGGGAGCCAGGAAGAGAUGGUCCUAUGGGAGCUUUGGGAGCAAUGGGAUCGAAAGGCAUGAAAGGCGAUGACAGUAGAACUGGAGGGAUUGGACUGCUUGGCCCUCCAGGAUUAAAUGGGGAUCAAGGGGACCCUGGUCCUGGAGGAAUUAGCCAGGAUGGCCCUCCAGGUCUUCCUGGGUUGCCAGGACUUCAAGGUAGGAAGGGUGAUCCAGGAGAUGUCCUCUUUGCAAGGCCAGGUGCUACCGGCCCACCUGGCCGCCCUGGGGCUCGUGGACCUAGUGGACUCCGGGGAAUUCCUGGAAAUCCAGGGCCUCAAGGCGCACAAGGCCAGCCUGGGCAACCUGGUUGGAAAGGACAGCCAGGUGACAAUGGUGUUCCUGGAAACACUGGUCCCCGUGGUCCACCCUGCACUUUAUGUGACCUGAGAGGACCUUCAGGCCCCUCAGGCCCCCAAGGAAACCCUGGCCAGAGGGGAGUAUCAGGCCACUCUGGGCAGAAGGGAUUUCAAGGUGCUGCAGGUCCACCUGGUCAUGGGCAAAGUGGUCCACAAGGUUUUCCUGGCCCCCCUGGUUUUCCAGGCCCAGCUGGACCAAGAGGCCCCGCUGGUGCCUCAGGAGAUCUUGGGGCCGAUGGCUGGCCAGGACAGAAAGGUGAAAGGGGGGACCUAGGCAAGAAUGGGAAGAUAGGUUUACCAGGUCGUCCUGGACCUGCAGGACCCAGAGGUAGACAAGGAGAAAGAGGCUUUGAUGGUCGCCCUGGUGGUACUGGACCCCAAGGACAGCCCGGUAAUAAGGGUAUGAUUGGUCAACCAGGAUCAAGAGGACUUUCCAUGUUAGUAAAUGUAACAAAAGGCGCAUCAGGACUUCCAGGAAGGAAGGGGCAAUCAGGAGAAAAAGGAUCUGCAGGCUCAAAGGGCCCAAGGGGUGCGCUAGGUGAUUCGGGGCCUGAUGGACCGCCUGGUUCGUCAGGGUUUAAAGGCCGCCCAGGUGCUCCAGGCAGGGCAGGAACACCUGGACCUCCUGGGAUCCAAGGGAUCAAAGGUUUCCCUGGUUCAAGAGGAUAUCCUGGACAUGCUGGCGAUCUGGGAGAUCGAGGGCCAUGGGGGGAAAUUGGUAUCCCAGGGUUACCAGGAUUUCCAGGAGCCAAGGGUGAUCCAGGAAGAUCUUAUGGAAAAACUGGUCUACCUGGACCAAAAGGAUUGCCAGGAGAUGAUGCACCCACCAGCAGUGUCCAGGAGAUCCAGGGGACCCAGGACUCAAGGGAUGGUCAGGACAGCCCGGACAGUUUCCUUGGACCUCGUGGCCCAUCGGGUCGUCCAGGUUUUCCGGGUGUUCCAGGCGAUCGUGGAGGUCCGGGACCCACGGGCCCGCCCGGCCAAUAUGGGCCUUCAGGUCCAUCUGGAUCACCGGGUCUGGAUGGAUUGGAUGGGCUUAGAGGUCCAAAAGGGAUAAAAGGAACAAGUGGCACAGGUACACCUGGCCUUCCGGGACCAGAUGGUUUUCCUGGAGUCAAAGGUCUCAUGGGUCAGCAAGGACCUCCAGGGGAUAUUUUUCCUGGGCACAAGGGCCACAGGGGUCCACCGGGCUCAACAGGAUUUCCAGGUGAACCUGGUGAACAUGGGGACUCUGGCAGAGCACUCUGCCAGUGUUCACCUGGACCUAACGGAGACCAAGGAUAUGAAGGUCUUCCGGGACCCUCAGGACCUCCUGGCGAGCCAGGCUCUCCAGGCAGCAGCAUUUUCACCAAAGGAGAGCCCGGUCCAGUUGGCCUUCCAGGAUUACCAGGUCGUAAGGGAAACGGGGGCCCCCCGGGGCCUCCUGGGUCUCAGGGUUACCCAGGCUUUGACGGACCAAAAGGUGAUAGAGGGCCUGCUGGUUCUACUGGUCCCCCAGGAUCCAAAGGCCAGAUCGGGGUCCCCGGGCCUUUGGGCCGUAAGGGAGUAACAGGCCCAGCUGGAGAAACAGGUGCAAAUGGUGCUCCUGGUGAUUAUUCCCCUCAAGAGACCCCUGGACCCCCAGGACCACGGGGUCCCUCUGGACCUGUGGGAUUCCCUGGGGACAGGGGUCCUCCUGGGACUCCAGGACGUAAAGUGUUUGUAUUGUGUGUUCCAGGACAGAAGGGCCACACAGGGUUUGUGGGUGUCCCUGGCAAACCGGGUCCUGCUGGUCGUAAUGGUCCUGUUGGAGACGCAGGAGAUCCUGGUCAGCUCGGAUUUGGUGGACCUCAAGGUCUCCCAGGUCCACCCGGUGAUCCAGGUAACCCCGGCCAAGGGGAGACGUUAAGGUCAGGCUACUUGUUGGUAAUCCACAGUCAAUCAGUUCAGGUGCCACAGUGUCCUGAAGGCAGCAGUCUGCUUUGGGUGGGCUACAGUUUGGUCUACUUGGAGGGACAAGAGAAGGCUCACACUCAAGAUCUAGGCCAGGCUGGUUCUUGCCUCCCAGUUUUCUCCACCAUGCCUUUCUCGUACUGCAACAAAGGCGCCUGUCACUACUCUAGUCGCAACGACAAGUCCUACUGGCUCUCCACCACUGCUCCCAUACCCAUGAUGCCCCUGUUUGGCCAGGAGAUUAGCUCUCACAUCAGCCGCUGUGUGGUGUGUGAGACAGUUUCUUCUGCAGUGGCUUUUCACAGCCAGGAUUUCAAAGUCCCCGCAUGCCCACCUGGCUGGAGGAGUCUGUGGACGGGCUACUCUUUCCUCCUGCACACAGGGGCAGGUGAUGAGGGGGGCGGCCAGUCUCUGGCUUCUUCCGGAAGCUGCCUCAAGGAUUUCCGAACUCACCCCGUCAUAGAGUGCCAGGGUGCACGCGGCUCUUGUCACUACUUUGCCAACAUCUAUAGUUUUUGGCUGACCACCGUCAGCGAGACGGAGCAGUUUGUCACCCAGAGGUCUGGCACCAUCAAGGCCGCUGAGCGGCAGCGUCGAAAGGCCAGUCAGUGUCACGUCUGCCUCAGGGAACAAUAAAAGGCGCUCCUUUUGCUUUUAGUUAAUAAUUUUAUUUACAGUUUUUCCUGUUUCUAAACAGUUUCUGACGACCCCUCAGAGUAAUAGAUUAUAAAUGAUUGUAGUGUGUUUGGCUACCAGGGGGUUCUGUGGGGGUUUCACAGAGACAAAGUACAAGUUGCUGGUCAGUAAUGCAACUUUAUUUUGGAACUGGCAGCAGUAAUUGUACUCUUAGUCUUAGGCCUCCUCGUCUGCCUUUUUCCUCUGCCGGAUCGCCACUACUGCUUAUGUAGACAGGGAGACAAACAAUUCAUGCAAUUGGAUGCAGCUGAGGGAAAUUACACCUCCACCACCAUUACCUGAGCCACUACUCUACUCUGUCCUCUCUGCAGCGAGCCAAACCACGCCAGCCACCACAAUGAAUUACCGCAAAGAAAAUGCGUCUUAGCAUUUAUAUGGUGUUACCUUUAUGUGAUACCAUGUUGCUGCCACUCUGUCCCUUCUCUGGCACUAUUCAACUAGGUGCUAUUUCUAAAAUCAUAUAGUUGAUCAUGAUGCUAGACUACUUGAAGAUUUUGUAACAAUACAUUGUCAAACUUGGAUAAAUACUUUAAAAUCAUUCUUUCUUCAUCGAAGUUGUUGUCUUCAAAUAAAACUUUUGACAAAGUUUCAA